CGAGUACAAAAUAGAGAACAUUCCACGAAAUCUAGAAGAUUACAUUGAAUUCGACACCAUAAGGGUGUAUGUGUAACAAGAUCCACAGUUGAGGGAUGUGAUUGUAAUUACCCAAACACGAUCGUUUAUUUUUUUCUUCUAAUGUGAUCUUUGUUCAGGAGUGAUCGUAAUUUACAAAUUUACCCUUUAUAGUAAAAUGUAUAUUAAAAUAAAAAAUUAAAGACCCGUAGGCAAAUGAGUCCAUCAAUCAUCAAUGGAAGUGUCAACAAUUUCAACGCUUUCAAUAAACGAAAAUGUGUGUAAGGAAAGUAUGGAAACUAAGACAACUAAUGGAGAAGUAAAUCUCAGACAAAGAAAGCAAGAGAGAGAGAGAAACUAGAGAGAGAAAGUAUAGAGAGAGAGAGAGACACUCAUUACAAUAGAAUCUUUGGAGCCUCAAAAAUCUCUGCUCGGCGGGACCUUCACUUCUGCAGAGAAAAAAAAAUAAAAAAUAAAGUUGCCAUUUUUACUUCGAUUUCAACGAAACAAGAAAUUAAUUUAAUUUUUCCCAUAAUAAUUCAAAAGCCCUCCAUUCUUGCAGAGCAGUAAAUCUUUGCCUUUUUUUUUUUUUUUUCUCUUAAUUCCUUAAGAACCCUACAUUCUUGAUUUCAGCCCACCACCCUUAUUUGUAGCUGUUGAGGAUUUUUUUUUUUUUUUUUUUUUAAUUUUAAUUAUUGAUUCCUUCAGAUCUGCAGUUUUGAUUUAUUUAUAGACAACCCCAUUUGUUUUCUUGGGAUAAAUUUGUUUCAUUUUUCCACCUCCAUUUUCUUCGGUUGCUGCAGUGGUGGCAGUUUUGAAGAUGAUGUCGGUGGAGAUGGGCGGCGGCGGCGGCGGCGGCAGUGGCGGUGGUGGUGGGAGUAUUGAUCCGAGCAACCUGCAUUUGAAGAAGGAGUUGACGCAAAUCCGGAAGGCGGCGGCGAGGGUGUUGAGGGACCCCGGCACCACCUCCUCCUCCCUGCGGCGGUCGCCGCUCAACUCGACUAGAUCCACCACCAAGCACCACUACGUGCACCACCACAACAAGAUUGACGGUAAUGCCAUCGUCCUCCCUUCUUCCUCCUCCGAUCAGUUUCCGCAACUCCCGUUGCAAGUCGAUAAAAUUAGUACUAGUAAUAAUGUGGAUUCGAAUCCGAACCCGAACCCGAAUUCGAAUUCGAAAGAGAAGAAAGUGUUCCUAUAUAAUUGGAGGAGCCAGAAAUCCGAGAGCGAACGAAGCAAGCAUAUCGAUGAGGAAGAAGACGAAGAGGGUUCGGUUUCGAGUGUUGAUAGCGACGCAAGAAAUGGCGGUGGUGGGAACGAUUCGAAGAGCGAUAUCUACCCUUCGUCCGUGUUCAAGUGUAGAAGCACGGACUUCACUCCAUCUAUCAUGCGCACAAUCAAGAAGAAGCCGAGGAGGAGUAAUUACUCGAACGCCACUCUGCGGCAUCACAACGAGAAGCUGCAGAAACAGAUAAUAGUGAGUAGGUACGCCCACAAUGUGGUCGAUGGUUUGCCCGGCUUAGGUCUACGGAGGGGCGGUUCGGUCAAUUUGGCCGGCCAAUCGGACGACACCGAGGAUUACUGCAAUAGUACAGUUUCCCCUUUGCUUGCGAGAAUCAAGAACAAGGGGUGGGCCCCGGCGGUGAAUCGUAAGAAGAAUGUGGAAGACGAUUCGGUUUCGUACAGCACGCCUGCACUUUCGACAAGUUCUCGUCAUAAUAAUAAUAAUAAAUACGGGAUUAGGAAUCCUAGUACGGUCGAAUCAUGGGAUGCGACAACUGGAUCUUGCGCGGACGAUGAGGUGGACGACAAUUUGGAUUUGCCGGGUCGAAACGGAUGCGGAAUCCCUUGCUAUUGGUCAAGAAGGUCAACUCCGAAGUCGAGAGUAGGUUCUUGGAGCUGCUAUUCGCCGUCGCUUUCGGAUACUUUAAGAAGGAAAUCGAGCAGUAUUUUUUGUGGGACCCACUCUUCGACCCAUCAAAGGAGACAUCAUAAUAAGAGGAGACCGAAUUCUAGCCAUGUCCCGCUUCUAACAAACAGUAGUAACAGCGACGAUGAGCUGUCGACGAAUUACGGAGAGAUCGAUUUGGAGGCGUUGAGCCGAUUGGACGGAAAAAGGUGGUCUUCGAGCUGUAGAAGCCAAGAAGGUCUAGAAAUGGUUGCUAUGAACGAUGAAGUACAAGAGGAGAGCUCGCCCGAGAAUGUACGAAGCUUGAGCCAUAAAUAUAGGCCGAUGUUUUUCGAGGAAUUGAUUGGUCAGAAUAUAGUCGUGCAAUCUCUUAUUAAUACGAUCUCGAGGGGGAGAAUUUCCCCCGUUUAUCUCUUCCAAGGCCCACGUGGGACCGGAAAAACUUCGGCCGCGAGAAUUUUCGCCGCUGCAUUGAAUUGCUUAGCGUCGAACGAGACUAAGCCUUGUGGGGUUUGUAGAGAGUGUUCCGAUUUCAUGUCCGGAAAGAGCCGGAACCUUCUAGAAGCCGACGGUUCGAGUAAGAAGGGAAUCGAGAAUAUCAAGUCGCUUCUGAAGAGCCAUUUGUCGUCGUCUUCUUCGGAUUCGAAAUUUAGGGUUUUUGUUGUCGAGGAGUGCCAUUUAUUGCCGUCGAAGACUUGGUUGACUUUCCUCCGUCUGCUUGAGAAACCCGCUGCGCGCGUCGUCUUUGUACUCGUUACGACCGAUGCGGACAACGUGCCGAGGGCGAUUUUGUCCAGGUGUCAGAAGCAUCUUUUUAACAAGAUCGGCAGUAGCGAAAUCGUGGGUCGGUUGAGGAAAAUCGUUAGUGACGAGAAUUUGGACGUUGACUUAGAUGCGUUGGAAAUGAUUGCUUCGAACGCGGAUGGUUCGUUGAGAGAUGCGGAGACAACGGUCGAUCAGUUGAGUUUAUUUGGGAAGAGAAUCACCGUCUCGUUGGUCAACGAACUCAUCGGGGUUGUUUCCGACGAGAAGUUAUUGGAGUUAUUGGAGUUAGCCAUGGCGUCGAAUGCGACGGAGACUGUGAUUAGAGCGAGAGAAUUGAUGGACUGUGGAGUUGACCCGAUAGUUUUAAUGUCUCAAAUGGCGACACUUAUUGUCGAUAUUAUUGCUGGGACUUAUCCGAGUUCCGACGGGAAGCACGAUUCCUUCUUCGGUGGAAGAAAUUUGUCCGAACGAGAACUAGACAGGCUAAAACACGCACUGAACCUUCUCUCGGAAGCAGAAAAGCAUCUAAGGGUAUCGAGUGAACGGUCCACAUGGUUCACAGCAACCUUAUUACAGCUAGGUUCCGCCCCGUCGCCUGACCGGACCCACUCGGGCAGUAGUCGAAGACAGAGCUCAAAGACAACCGACGAGGACCAUAUUAUUAUGCUCAGAGAAACUAUGACCCACAAGCAGAGAAGUACCGCCGAUGCUGAGCUGGCACCCGAGAGGUCGAACUCUCCUGCUGUACCGUACCCUCACCGCAGUUCCGCUACGAGAAAAGACGAUCCUGCCCCUCUGGCUGACUCUGCCAGUUUCGAUUCCGAUAAAACGAGAUGCAUGAAUUCGAAGAUGUUGAUUAGUAUAUGGAUUCAGUGUAUUGAGAAGUGCCAUUCGAAGACGUUGAGGCAGCUCCUUCAUUCUCAUGGAAGGCUAGUUUCCGUAUCCGAAGUUAAAGGCGGUUUUGUAGCGCACAUCGCAUUUUCCGACAAAAACAUCAAAACCCGAGCAGAAGGUUUCCUCAGCAGCAUCACAAACUCGUUCGAGAUCGUCCUACGCCACAACGUGGAAGUCAAAAUAAUUCUACUACCGGAUUCGUUACUAAAACCGAACCAGCACCACGACGACGUGUCUGAAAGCGCUAACAUGAGCACCUCAAAGGGGGGGAGCAGGUUAGCCAACGUUCCUCCGGCGAAGAGAAUCGAGUCUAUUAUCCACGAGCAGAGACUGGAAACCGCUUGGCUACAGGCCAUGGAGAGAGGGGGCACCCCCGGUUCGAAGAGGAAUCAAAUUCUGCCGCAAGACGGGUCGUACUACCCUUCGAAAGAAUUCGAUGGGUCGGUGAAUUUUGCUGACGUGGCGCCUUUGCAGCAGUGGGAAGACGAGCUGAAUCGCGAGAUUAAAGCGUUGAAGAUUAAUGACCGAAUUCCCCCUCAGAAAGAUCAAAUUAUCGCUAAGAGGUCCGCCGAUCAUUUCCCCAUGUCGCCAAGUUUUUUGCAUAAUAGCAGAUUCGCCCGCACUCUCAGCAAAGAUAACAUAGGGUAUGAAUCCGGAUCGGGAGCUCCCGGUUGCAGCGGAUUGUUCUGUUGGAAUAACUCCAAACCUCCCAAAAGGGGAAAUGUAAAGGCCAAACAAGGCACUCCACUUCGUGCACGUAAAAGUGGUCGAUUUUCGUGGUUUGGAGAGUGCGCGAAAUCGAGGAGGACAGAAAGCAGAUACAAUAGAUGACAUCAAAAUUAUGAGAAUUUUAAAAGUUGCAGCCAUUUUCCUUUUAAUGUUAUUUUAUAUAUAUAUAUAUAUAUAUUAUAAAUAUGUGACAGUUAUUUAAGGAUAUGAUGUAAAGUUAGUACUACUCUUAAGUAUCAUUAAUUGAAAGGUGAAAUUUGGGGAUUUUAUUUCUUCUUUUAUUUGAAGAAUCACCAAUGUUUUGGUCAAGUGUAUAUUGAUAAUGUUUAUUGAUUUAUACACUUAAAAAAUGUAGUGGU
This is a messenger RNA of Erythranthe guttata (spotted monkey flower), 4674 nucleotides long. Its product is annotated as protein STICHEL. Lineage: Eukaryota; Viridiplantae; Streptophyta; Magnoliopsida; Lamiales; Phrymaceae. Gene Ontology annotation, cellular component: DNA polymerase III complex; DNA replication factor C complex. Gene Ontology annotation, biological process: DNA-templated DNA replication; DNA repair. The record is from RefSeq and is a predicted model, not a curated record. Gene Ontology annotation, molecular function: ATP binding; DNA-directed DNA polymerase activity; DNA clamp loader activity.